Molecule: messenger RNA, 2234 nt
Organism: Strongylocentrotus purpuratus (purple sea urchin)
Lineage: Eukaryota; Metazoa; Echinodermata; Echinoidea; Camarodonta; Strongylocentrotidae
Gene: kat5
Product: histone acetyltransferase KAT5
Exons: 11
Coding region: 92-1513 (473 amino acids)
Biological process (GO): regulation of DNA-templated transcription
Molecular function (GO): histone acetyltransferase activity
Source: RefSeq, a predicted model, not a curated record
GUUUUUCUUCAGCACUCAUUUUGUUACCCGGUUAUGUUUUUUCAUGCACACACAGUGGAGUUAUUAGGUGAAGAGAAAACACACAAACAAAAUGGCGGAAAAUAAUGUUUCAUCCAUAAAAACAGAAGAUUUGGUGGUUGAAGGAUGUCGUAUGCCGGUGAGAAUGGAUCAAACGGAUGAGUGGCCUCUCGGAGAGAUCAUCAGUCGCAAGGAUACAGAUGAUGGAGUCCUGUUUUAUGUCCAUUACAUUGAUUACAACAAGCGUCUUGAUGACUGGGUCACACUGGAUAGACUCAACUUGGAGAAGCUUCAGAUGCCACAUAAAGAAGCCAAGACUCCACAGAAGGAGAUCCUAACACCAAACUGUAGCUCCAGGGCCUCCACCCCUGAGAGGGAACUACCUGCCCUUGCCGCAUCCACCCUCGCUGCACCUACCCCGCCCCCAGCACCUGUUGUGGUGCAUGUGAAUGGCAAUGUACCCAAGAACAAAGGCAAUCCUGUUGGCAGGAAAAGAAAGCUACCCUUCCUUGAAACAGAGGAAUCUAUGGACAUUUUACGUUUCCAGGAUUCCUUGGACAUCUUGAAUGUGAAUGCACCCAGACAAACUGGAAGUAUGGUGGCAGAUAAGAACCAUGAUGACAUCAUCACCCGUAUCAAGAACAUUGAGAUGAUUGUCCUUGGGCGCCACUGUAUACGACCCUGGUACUUCUCACCAUACCCCAUUGAGCUGACCAGUAAACCUAAGAUCUACCUCUGUGAGUUUUGCCUUAAAUAUGUCAGGAGUGUCAAGUGCUUGGAGAGGCAUAAGGCCAAGUGCAAGCUGAGACAUCCACCUGGAAAUGAGAUCUAUAGGAAGAACCCCAUUUCAUUCUUUGAAAUCGAUGGUCGGAAGAACAAGGUAUACUCCCAGAACCUGUGUCUACUAGCCAAGCUGUUCCUAGAUCAUAAGACACUGUACUAUGACACAGAUCCAUUCCUCUUCUAUGUCAUGACUGAGUUUGACAGCAGAGGUUAUCACAUUGUGGGCUACUUCUCAAAGGAAAAAGAAUCAACAGAAGACUACAAUGUUGCAUGUAUUCUCACUCUACCUCCGUUCCAAAGAAAAGGCUUUGGAAAACUACUUAUAGAAUUCAGUUAUGUGUUGUCUCAGUUCGAAGGCAAGACAGGAUCUCCUGAGAAACCUCUAUCUGAUCUAGGACUACUGUCCUACAGGAGCUACUGGUCUCAGGCCAUCUUAGAAUGCAUCCUCAAGUUACCCAAGCCACCUGAUGGUGAGAGGGCUCAAAUCACAAUCAGUGACGUCUGCGAAUCAACCAGCAUCCGUAAAGAGGAUGUGAUCUACACCCUGUGCAACCUGAACCUGAUCAACUACUACAAGGGUCAGUACGUCAUCACCUUGGCCAAGGAUGUGGUAGAUGCCCACCAGAAGGCCAUGAGUAAGCGCAAGAUCCGCAUUGACCCUAAGUCUCUGCACUGGACACCCAAGGACUGGUCAAAGAGGGGCAAGUGGUGAUGGAUGGAAAGGAGUAGAGAAGAAAAUCCAUAUAUGGACAACUUAGAGACAUUGUGAAGAUGAUUAGAUCCCUACAUUGACCCUGAGUAUCUGCACUUGACAUAGGACCAUAAGGGACUGGUUCAAGGGGGGGGGGUAGAGUGGUGAUGGCUGGCAGAGAGGAUCAAGAGAGAGAGAGAGAGAGUCCAUCUUAAGACAAACAUUGUGAAUAUGAUGGUAAUGAUUGGCUGAAGGAUGGGAUUUAGUACUAAGAAAAGUGAUGACUGGAAAGUUUGGUUUGAACUUAGCUGGUAGAAUUUGUGCUGGAGAAGGACAAAAUCAGGGCGAAAUUCGACAGUGGCAGUGUUACACUGAAAGGACUUUCUACCUGAGGAAUCAUGCCUAGUGUAAAAACAUCAAAAAGAUGAUUUAACUCUACAAUUCACAAGACUCCAUGUAAGUCUCAAUUCAUAAGAAUGAAUAAUUUUCAGCUCAUUCAUUAACCAUAAAUUUUACAUGAAACAUGCCCCCCCCCCCCCACAAAUUGUGGCAUGUAUUCUGUCCGCUCUACUAGAUAUAAAUAAUUCCCGUAAUUCUCACAAACAUUUACAAAAAAAUAGUAUAUGGUUAGUUUGAAGAAAAAAGUAGAUUUCUCUCAACAUGCUUUAAAAACUUUAGAUUUAAAGAGAAGGUCGAUUUCUGGAAAGAGGUGAAAAAUAAUUUAUGAGCGUUAUCAUUGUAU